This is a messenger RNA of Diversispora eburnea, 3096 nucleotides long. Lineage: Eukaryota; Fungi; Glomeromycota; Glomeromycetes; Diversisporales; Diversisporaceae. The record is from the annotation of a GenBank genome assembly.
AUGCCAACCACUCAACAACCCACAGCAACACCCAGGGUUACCUCAAUGCCAAUAGACAAACAUUAUAAUAGAGAUCAAUUGCAGAAGGUCAUACCUUCAACUUCAACUUCAGUAGAGGGUAACAGUAAAGGAAAUGGCUACGCUUCAAGCCACAGAACAUUUGAUGAAACAUCGGAAACUUAUCAUGUAAAUAAAGGCAAUAGUAUCUCUCAUAGUUCUACAGAGGACGAAAGCGAACAGUUUCAUCCAGCAAGUGAAAAUCCUGAAAUCGAUGUUUCGGUACCUGGAUCUGAUAAUGAACAUAAUAAACUUCAAGUAAAGCAGUAUCCAAUAUGCGAUCCAGAAUUACCGACUUAUGAAGGAACUCAACGACAAAUUAAACCAAAAAAAAUUCUCGGAAAUUAUGCUCUCACAAAAACUUUGGGCGCGGGUAGUAUGGGAAAAGUAAAAUUAGCUAUACAUUCACUGUCUAGUGAAAAGUUGGCAGUAAAAAUUAUUCCACGAGCGUCAGAUAAACCUCAGGAUGGAAAAGAAAAGGAAUCGUCCAACAAGGAUGAUAAUAAAGAAGUUCGCACUGUACGAGAAGCUUCGAUAAUGCUUCUAUUGCAUCAUCCUUACAUAGUUCAACUUAAAGAAGUAAUGGCACUACCUCAUCAUUAUUAUAUGUUCUUCGAAUAUGUUAACGGUGGUCAAAUGUUGGAUUAUAUCAUUAGUCAUGGUAAACUAAAAGAGAAGCAUGCCCGAAAAUUUGCGAGACAAAUUGUGAGCGCUUUGGAUUAUUGUCAUCGAAAUUCCAUAGUACAUCGAGAUUUGAAAAUUGAAAACAUCUUAAUAUCAAAGUCUGGUUCUAUCAAAAUUAUCGACUUUGGGUUAUCAAAUCUUUAUUCUCCGCGAUCUCAUUUAUCCACAUUUUGUGGUUCAUUGUAUUUUGCGGCUCCAGAAUUAUUAAAUGCAAAAUUAUAUACCGGUCCAGAAGUUGAUGUUUGGAGCUUUGGUAUUGUUCUUUAUGUUCUAGUUUGUGGGAAAGUCCCAUUCGACGACCAAAGUAUGCCUGCUUUACACGCAAAAAUUAAGAGGGGAGUUGUCGAGUAUCCUGGAUGGUUGAGUAGUGAUUGUAAACACCUUCUUUCGAGAAUGCUUGUUACCAAUCCUAUACAUCGUGCCUCGCUUGCUGAAGUAAUAAAUCACCCAUGGAUGAACAAAGGCUAUGAUAAACCUCAAGAAAAUUAUCUACCCCCAAGAAACCCACUUAGUCUUCCUCUAGAUCCGGAGGUAAUUCAUGGAAUGACAGGAUUUGAAUUCGGUACUGAGCAAGAAAUUAAAACACGAUUAGAAAAUAUUAUAAAAAGUGAAUCUUAUCAAAGUUCGAUUAAAGCUCAACAUUACAAUAAUUAUCCGAGUGGAUCUUUUGAUGGCAGGAAAAGAAGUAGUGGUUUUGAAUAUUAUCGUAAAAAAUUAUCGGGCUCGAGUAGCUCAAUUCAUGAAGACAAAACUAUUACGGCCGAUCCAACUCAAGCAGUUCAUCCAUUAAUUUCAAUCUAUUAUCUUGUAAAAGAAAAAAUCGAACGAGAUCGUUUAAUACAACAAGGAGGUAUUCCCCGAUUCGGUUCGUCAUCAUCCCUUUUAGAGGUCAAUAAUAAUGUACAUGUACCCCAUAUUCCAGUACCUGACCCAUCCCAUCAAAAUGAUUUAGGAUUUGAAGCCAAUAUACCUCCACCUAAUCUAAAUAGCUCUGUAGUAAGACGCGCAACUGUUCCUAGACCUCGUAUGAAAACAAGUGGUGAAAGUGAUUUAGGUAACAUGGUAACAGUUCCACCUGCAUUGAAUGAGGGAGAUAUACCGGAAGAAACCAAGGAUGAAGAUAGCGGCGAAGUAAAUUAUGGUAGAAAUAGCAUUGAACAACCAACCACUAGUAAUAAUUCUGGAGGAGGAAUAAUGAGACGUUUGAGUUUAGCUUUAACCGGUCUACCUCGUGAUUACCUGUCACCACCAACCUCACCAACUUCGAUGACUCCAAGAAGUCCUACAGAACAUAAACGUUCUGGUUCUACUCCCAAUGGUCCAAAAAAAGAAAAUCCCGGUCACUUUUCCCACAGGUUUACCAAUAUAUUAACAAGAACCCCUUCUAUGUCAGAAACUGAACAUAAACGUCAUCGUCCGAGAAACUCUGUUGGAAAUAAUAAUAAUAACAGACAUUCUCAUAUUCCUAACGGAAAUAACACAGUUAGGAAUCCUACUACAAGGGUCGCUGUUGGAAAUUUGCCUCAAUUAGUUGAGCCAAAUCCUUCAAAUAAUUCAACGCUUGAGCCAGUUCCAAUACGUUCUUCACAUCAAAGAAGUACGUCAAGUGGUGCACAAAUGUCCAUCAAUGUGGUGCCUCACAAUGCGUUACAACAGAAUAUAGAAAAUGAUUUCAAUUUUCCACCUUCAUCAUCACCACAUUCUCCUUUACCUGGUGGGACAGCUGAUUCCUGGAUUCGACCAGUAUAUUUAAAAGGGUUGUUUAGUGUUGCGACAACUUCUACAAAACCUCCGUCAAUUAUACGACAAGAUCUUAUAAGAGUUCUAGAUCGGAUUGGUGUUAAAUGGCGUGAAGGUCGCGGAGGAUUCGAAUGUGUUCAUAUACCAAGUAUAGAUCUAAAAUCAGUUGUAAGUCCUACUUAUACAAAUGGUGGUUAUAAAGGUGAACAAAAUUAUCCAGUGCAAAAUACUAUUACAAAUCAUCAUCACGUACAUUUCAAUCGUAGAAGUAGUUAUUCAUCCGGAAAUUCUGCCGCUUCUACCGCAUCAUCAGUUUCAUAUAAGGAUAGUUAUGCUCAAGGACAGGAUCUUCAUUUUUCUGCUGAUGGAGAAGUUCGGCUUUCACUAUCAACUUCCGCUAAUAGAGACAAUCAGUAUAUUAAUUAUAGUAGUUAUAAUGAUCCAUCAUCUCUUACAACUGCAAAUGUUACAGAUCUUGUUGUAAGAUUUGAAAUUUUUAUUGUAAAAGUCCCAUUAUUACUUGGGGUUCAUGGAUUACAAUUCCGUAGAGUAGCGGGAGAUACAUGGCAAUACAAAAAUAUGUGUUCGAAAAUUCUUGGAGAGCUGAAAUUGUAA